Molecule: messenger RNA, 987 nt
Organism: Mollisia scopiformis
Lineage: Eukaryota; Fungi; Ascomycota; Leotiomycetes; Helotiales; Mollisiaceae
Product: putative short-chain dehydrogenase/reductase family protein
Exons: 2
Coding region: 1-987 (328 amino acids)
Source: RefSeq, a predicted model, not a curated record
AUGUCUCCACAAAAACCUCCCUCCUUAGGAUUCUUUCCCAAAAUCGUUCGACAAGCGCCUGGGAUAGACCUUUCUGGUCAAGUCGCUAUUAUUACUGGUGCCAACUCGGGUCUAGGUUUCCAUAGUGCACGACAUCUCCUGGCUCUCAACCUUUCGCAUUUGAUCCUUGCCGUUCGCUCCAAGAAGAAUGGUGAAGAAGCUAUGGGCAAGCUCCAAAAGGAAUUCCCUUCAGCACGACUGGAAGUCUGGGAACUCGAAAUGACGUCGUACGACUCUAUCCAAGCGUUUGCUCGCCGAAUUGAAACGGCCUUGAGCAGACUCGACAUAAUUAUCCUCCUGGCCCACUCUAAACUGACUAUCUGCGAGAGCACCGGACAUGAUGGCGACAUCCAAGUCAAUUACUUAUCCACAUUCUUAUUGACGAUUCUUAUCCUCCAAGCACUGAAAAAGAAGCAGAAAUCGCCAACAUCGUCGCCACCUAGACUUACCAUUGUGAGCUCGGGAACAGCAUUAACAGCGAAAUUGCCAAAUCGAAACAAGAGACCUCUUCUUGCAUCUUUCGAUGAUCCUUACAUCCAACCAUAUGAUACACUAGAGCGCUAUGGAGCUUCCAAGUUGCUGGGUCAUCUGUUCUUCGCCCGGCUAUUGAAGUAUCUCGAUCCGGAUGAUGCAAUCGUCAACCUCGUCCAACCAGGACUCGUGAAAGGUACCGGAUUGUUUCGUGAAGCCCCUAUAGCUCUGGGGGUUAUUUUCUCGGUAAUCAAAACAUUCACUGCACUGUCAGUAGAGGAUGGUGCGUGGUUGUAUGUCGAUGCCGCAGUGGUGAGGGGUAAAGAGUCGCAUGGCCGCUUCUGCAGUGAGGGGAAGAUUCAACCAUUUGCCAGUCUUGUAUACACCGCAGAAGGAGGACCGGUAUUGGAUGCUCUUUGGGAAGAGACAAUGUCCGAGCUUGAUUUUGCAGGAGUUCGCGAGAUGCUACAAGGUUAA